Molecule: messenger RNA, 4811 nt
Organism: Bombus pyrosoma
Lineage: Eukaryota; Metazoa; Arthropoda; Insecta; Hymenoptera; Apidae
Product: broad-complex core protein isoforms 1/2/3/4/5-like
Exons: 5
Coding region: 579-1538 (319 amino acids)
Biological process (GO): regulation of transcription by RNA polymerase II
Cellular component (GO): nucleus
Molecular function (GO): protein binding
Source: RefSeq, a predicted model, not a curated record
AAAAAUUUUAGCAUUACGGAAAAAUGGAGAGGCGUUAACAAAGAAACGAAAUUUCGGAAAUUAUUAUUUUCAAACUAUUCAACCGGUAAAAACAUGAAGUACGUGUCGUUAGUGUAGUUAUUCGAUAGAAGAUGAGAUUUAAUAUAAAAUGAGAAAUGAUCCGUUAGUAUGAUAGAAAGCGUGGAAUAGAAAUAUUUUGAUUGAAAUAUUAAUUUGCUAAUAGAGAUUGUAUAAAACGGUGAAAUUAUUGAACUAGAAGAACAAGAAAUUUGUACAACGUAUAGUAAAAAUAUAUACGUAGAUAAAUAAUGCAUAAGUAUAGAUAGAAGAGUUUUAGAGUGAGGCUCAGGGAGUUGAACGUUCGUAAGAGUUUUCACAGGAAAGGCAAGAGGUGCGCUAGUGUUCCACUAAGCUACCCCCAGCCUUACUACCCCCACCCUUUCGUUCCAGCUCCCCUAGCUAGUGCAAAUCUCGGCGGAUGAAUGUUUUCUUAAGGGAUUCUUCCCGAAAGCGACGCGAAAAUCUGAAAGGAGUCGAUCGAGCUGGAAAUUCGAAAAUUGCUCUAAAGCUGCAGAAUAAUGGAAGGCGGUAGCAAUUUACAUAACCCGGGUAAUUAUCCCGGUGGGGACCGCCAACAAUUUUGUGUUUCAUGGAACUCUCAUCAGUCAAACAUGCACAGUGCAUUUCCAAAACUUUUAAGUUCUGAACAAUUUGUCGAUGUCACUUUAGCCUGCGACGGAGGCUCUAUAAAAUGUCACAAAGUGGUAUUGUCCGCUUGUAGUGAUUAUUUGGAACGUUUGCUAUUGGAAAUACCAUGCACUCAUCCUAUUAUAUUUUUGAGAGAUAUGAGAAUGUGGGAACUUCAAGCUUUAGUGGAGUUUAUGUAUCGUGGUGAAGUAUAUGUGGAGCAACAGCAGCUAGGUAAAUUAAUGCAAGCUGCUGAAGUUUUACAGGUUCGUGGUUUAUCCACUCAAGGGAAUGAUAAUUCUUCGAGUGAAAGUAGUUCUCAACAAUGUGACUCUAACGCCGCUGUUGCACCAUCUACGGCUGCACAGCAGGAUGGAUCUGAUUAUAAAGGCGAGGAAACUCCAUCUGAUGACGGAACUUCGAGUGCUACUUUUUUAGAGGCUACGUCAAUUGCUGCAACUAGUACAGCAAGCGCUCCAUCACACAGUACUACACCAGUUCCGCAGAAUCCGAAUUCAUCAAAUUUUAUGAAUAUGGAACAUAGCGAGGCGUUACAGCAUUUGGAAAAAGCCCUUAGCGCUUGUGAAGCGACAUUAACUGAGACACCGGGAAUGGUUAAAAUGGAGCCGGAUGAGCAGUUUACCCAACAGCAUGAUGUCAAACCAUACUCUAUUAGUAUGGUACCAAGCAGUAAUUGUAAUCCUAGUAGUCCGUUUCCUGCGAUCGAAGGCUAUCAGAGACGACAAAGACGUUCGGAAGAAGAAUUGAAGCAAGCUUCGGACAUGGUAGCACGUGGUAUGACAUUUCAAGUUGCUUCGGAAAAGUACAAAAUUCCGAUAACAUUCGGAUAAAGCCAUAUUUUUCCAUGCAAUGCAAUAAUCCAGCAAAGUAAAUUACCGUAAAUGUGAAACAGCCUAAAUAGAAGAGUGCCAGAUAUGAGAAAAAAGAAAAAAAGAAGGAAAAGAAAAGAAAAUAUUAUGACGAUAAUGAUGAUGAUGGUGAUGAUGAUGAUGAUGAUGAUAAUGAUAAUGAUAACAGUAAUGAUGGUAUUGACGAUAAUAAUUGAUGUUAAUUAUGAUGGCGAUGAUGAUGAUUAUGAUGAUAACGACGACGACGACGACCAUGAUGACGAUAGUGAUGUUAAUGAUGGCGACAAUGAUGAUGCUGCUGCUGAUGAUAAACAGAAAGAAAAAGAAAGAGGGGGAAAACAAGAAAAGUAUUCAGAGUAAAACGCUAUACAAUUUCCUAUCAUUCAGAACGUAUCUGCCUUUUAUUCUGGCCUCGUGAUAAAUCCUGACUUUAUUUAUACUUGACAAUAUACGGAAUACCGUGUAAAAAAAAACAACUAAAAAUUAGGUUAGGAAACUUUGUGAACAUUUGGUUACUCGCGAUACAUGUUAAAAACCUGAUAUUCAAUCUCGUUCGCGUAAAAUCGAGUUGGAAACGAAUUGGAAAAAUCUGUUAUAUGAGGGAAAUUCUUUUUCGCUCCUCUCCUUCCAUCUUUCCCUCCCUUACCCUCACUCUUUUUCAACCUCUUUAAUUUUGUAUUAUAGCUGGAUAGAAUCUUUCGAACUGCACAAAGGAAGGAAGGGAGGAAGAGAGAGAGAGAGAGAGAGAGAGAAAGAAAGAGAGGAGGGAGAAACGUUUGUGACAUUCUAUAAUUUUUAUGUUUUGUCUAUCCUUUUUCCUGCUCUUCUUUUUAAAAAUGGAUCCGGUUUCGUUUCCUUCUCUUAAGCCUAAUGAUUUAUAUUUCGUUUCAUAUUGUUUGAUGUUGUUGACAUUCAAUUCGAUCCAAGAUCUUCGUCGAAGAAGAACAAAGGAAGGGUUAAAUAAAGGGUACAGCGUAUGUGCGAGUGUUGUACGGUUAAAAUCGGAUGUUGGAUUAACGAAGAGUAGCGGAGAGUAGUUUUUUAUUAAGAUACAUAGUAUCGUCGCUUGAGGUUUCGUAUCGCGCGAAUCAUCGUUCAAAGAGUUCCAGUUGACAAAGGUUUUAUACAGAUCUAUUAAAAACCAGUAUUUCAAACCAAUGAAGAAUAAUUAGUUUUCUAAUAAUAACGAUACAUUUUACGUAAAUUUAGUACAGUGCUUAAGUCAGUAAUGCUCAGCGUAUCUAACAAAUAUUUUUAGUGGAAAGCCGUGUCAUACUCACGUGUAUUAUAAUGCCCUUAAACUAUAUAACUAAACAACAAUCAAAGAAGCGUGAACGAUACUUGAUGACUAUUAUUAUUAUUAUUAUUACUACUACUACGAUUAUUAUUAAUUAUUAUUAUUAUUAUUACUACUACUACUAUUACUACUACUACUACUACUACUACUACAACUAUUACUACUACUACUACUACUACUACUACUACUACUACUACUCUUAUUAUUAUUAUAGUCAUUUCCUUAGCAGUACGUAGAUCGUAGCCAUUUCGAGGCAGUUUACGUUAUAUUUAAUUAGGUUAUCGCUUCGGAAUACAUUUUUAUGGCGGUAUUAUUAUUUGUAGAUAGAAUUUGCGAUUAUAUUUCGUACGAUAAUCAAUCGAUUGCUAUAUUAAGAUUUUAUUUUACAGUUACCGAGAUCAAUGUCCUGCGAAUAGCGGAGAAUGCGAUCGAUCGGUCUUUGCAUUGGUUUUAUUACACACCCAUUGUUUCUUCUCUUUUAUCACAUUUUGCUUGAUCCAUAUUUACAUAAAUACAUAUACUUAUAUACAUAUAUUUUGUAUUAUAUCUUCCAUUAAAAUGCUAAAGUAUUGAACUUUUACCGUGAGAAACAUGUUUUCCGAGAUAUGGUAUUAUACGAGGAAAAGAAUAAACUGGGUGAGUGAAGCAAAGAAUGAGUGAGAAAGAAGAGAAGACAAAGAGUUAGGGAGAGGUGGCGAUGAUGGAAAAUUGCACUUUCCGAACUCCGCUUGAACGACGAGUACUUUAUUAGAAGAUUUGUCCAUUUGGUAAAACUCUCGGUCGAUCUUCCCGUCCCGAAGUAUAACAGACCGAUCGAUCGAUUCCUUGCUCGAAUUACAAUCGUGAAGAACGUUCUAUAGAUAUUUUUCGAAGAAAACACAAGCCUAUAAAAAGUCCAAUUUUCUAAACGUAGGUUCCUUAAGAAUAACAAAUUUAGUGUAACCGUUAAGAAAGUGUAGCGUGUAUACGUAUUAAACGUAACGUAACGUCGCGUCGUAUCGAGCGAGGUCCGUCUUGGAACGUUUAUCGUUCGGAAGGAAAUGAUAUGCGAUCGGGCGAUAAUUUGUUCCUGAUGAAAAGACGGGAUCGUCCGAUGUGACACGUGUUUUCGGGAGGCACGCACGCGCGUUUGGAACGCGAGUACGCGUCGCAAAUAGACGGAUAAAUUAGCGAUUAGCGGCAAAUAUAGAUACAUGAUAUGGAAAUGUCGCGCAAAGCCCUGCGCUAUUAAGUUGGACCGCGUUCUCGCGAAAGUGUGUGUUGCACUCGUCGCUCCGAGUCUUAUCGUGAAAAAUUGAAAUAUAAAAGAUUACCAAGGAGAAUAAAAAGUAAAAGGAGAAGUAUAGAGGGUGUGGGAGAAGGAGAAAGUAUCGAAUUGUAUUUCUUUUUCUUCCUUGUUUCUAAAAUUUCUGUCGUGGCCCUUAAAGGAUACAAAACUGCAUGGAAUGGCGUGUAUGACAAGGCAGAGAGAUGGUAAAAGGGCAACGACGGCAUCGUUCGCACGAUUACCGAACUGAUUUCGACAGAGGAAACUUCCGAUAAAUCGCCUCUCCAGCAUAACGAUCGAUAUCGUAGCUCAUACAAAUAUCUAUUAUUCGAUAAUAAGAACAUUAAAAUCGCAGCAACGAUAACGAAUUUGAAGUUUCCUCGAAUCGCAACACAUAGGCACUUCUGUACAGAAUUUUUCGUAGGUUGCGAAGAUUUCCAUUGAAAACUCUGCACUUGUCGGCUUCGUGAAAUUAAAGUAUUGUUGUUUGAUUUACGCAUAAGCUGUACGUUAAGGACAAAAAAAAAUUGCUUAUAAUUUAGGGUCGUGUAACGUGUGUUAGCGAAGCAUGCUUCUAAGUAGAAAGAUAGGACAACGCUAUAACAAUAAUUAUUAUAAUUAAAAUGAAUUAAGAAUAUAAGGCAUUUAAUAAGUGCAAAGUAUUUCUUAAUAAAAGUACUUCCAAAAAUGA